CGACUUAACCUUUGGCUGCAAAUGUGGCAAUGUUAAUGGUUGUAUUUAAUAUAUAUAGUAAAAUAUUUCUUAGAGUAGCAGCAGUCUUUAAGCAAACAUGAAGGUAUUUGGUUGUAAUUUUCCGCUUUUUGUACUACUGUUGGUAGUCGUUCUCAUUCAAUGUAUUUACUGUAAACCUAAUCAUCAUGGUAAUCAUGGUAAACAUGGUAAUCAUGGUAAUCACGGCAAUCAAGGUCACCAUUCAGUUGUAAAGAAGCCUGUAAACCACGAUGUUGCAGUACAUACAUGCCAACCUGGCGAUUACUACAUUAUCUCCCACUUGUUGGCUUUCUACGUUGCCUACUCCACGAAAUUUCUCGGUUACGUUGUAGAUGAAAAGUGCCCUGUUGCUAUUACUGCGUGUCACACUUUCGUGCAUAAGGAGGGAGAUUGCACCUACUUCUGGAAAACAUCUACAGGAACUAUUGAAAUUAUUCUUGGGGCUGAUGAACUUGACUUCCUCCUAACUAAUUUGGCUGGUGUUGAUGUUCCAACAAUUUAUAAUGAAUUGAUUGGUGCCAAUGGAGCUAAGUUAUCACCUGAAACGGCAGCAUUUGCCGAGCAAUUCAAAACCAUAUUGAUUACUCUUUUGGAUCAGACUGUAAUAUGGAAGUUUUUGGCAAAUUUCAACGGAGCAAUAAUUUAUCACGAAAUUUUCCCACCAAAGGGAGUUUAUCUCGAUGCUAAGACAUCACCCCUUUGUGAUUUGGUUAACGUUAAAACCCCAACGGAAUUUAUUCUAGCUAUAGAGGAUAAUAGUUCGAUUGUGUCCACCCUUAGAGCGGUCAGCAUUUACCCAUAUGUUGGUUCUAAUCAAAAAGACUAUGUGCUGCCAGAUCACCACGAAUGUUGGAAAUACAUUUUUGGCUAUUUGUCCCUGAUUGAUACUCUUCCAGCUGAAAUUCAGUGCAUCUUUGGGGAAGUUGGACUUUCCAAAUAUACCGGUAACAUUGACAUCAAUGCUCUUGCCCUGAACAGUCUUCAUGUAGGAGGAAUGUAUGAACUUAUACAUGAAUGGUUGUACAAAGCAUGGCCUGAAUAUAAACAAUAUUACGGACAUUAAAAAUAUGUUUAACAAAGAACCGAUUGAACCAUGUAAAAGAACCAAAGCAAUGACAACGAAUUUUAAUUUUAAAUACAGCAGAUUAUAAAAUGA
Lutzomyia longipalpis is the source of this 1195-nucleotide messenger RNA. RefSeq lists its product as uncharacterized. The record is from RefSeq and is a predicted model, not a curated record. The coding region runs from base 98 to 1102 and encodes 334 amino acids. Lineage: Eukaryota; Metazoa; Arthropoda; Insecta; Diptera; Psychodidae. The transcript has 2 exons.